AUGAACCCUGCUGUUACAAAUAUCGGUAUCAUGCUUGUCAUGAUGCAAGUGUCCAAGAAACUUGACUUGGAAGACCCAACUAUUCUUCUUUACGUAAGAAUCGCUUACUUGUCCUGUCAAGCUAUUGCCCUCCUUGUGUACUUGUACACCAGAAUCAAGGUCUCAUCUAAAAAUGAUUUGACCACUUUAAAAUAUGUUGAAUCUCCUAACGCUAUGGCUGGUGAAACCGAACCAAAGGCUGUAGUCACCACCGUUAAGGAAUAUGAUUUGAAGCAAGUUGAUUCUUUAAUUAGAUCUGUGUUCACUUCUUUGGCCAUGAUGGGUUUCAUGCACGUUUACAUGAAGUACACCAACCCAUUGGUUAUGCAAUCUGUUUCCUCGGUCAAGUCUGCAUUGGAAGCUAACAUUGUCAAGAUCCACGUUUUCGGUACUCCAGCUUCUGGUGACUUGAAGAGACCUUUCAAGGCUGCUCCAGGUUUCCUCGAUGCAUUAACUGGAGGUUCAGGUGCCGUUGCUACUGAUAAGGCCAGUAUUGAAAGUGCCGAAGUUGCUGGAAGAGGUGGUAUUAAGGAAGAAUAG
Dujonia railenensis is the source of this 579-nucleotide messenger RNA. The record is from the annotation of a GenBank genome assembly. NCBI's taxonomy places the organism in Eukaryota, Fungi, Ascomycota, Pichiomycetes, Serinales, Debaryomycetaceae.